AUGGUGAUUAGACUCGCUGCUGCUCACAAUCGUAUGCUCGGGUCCGUCUACAACUACUUCUUUGGUGCCAGGCAAGCGGCUUCGCCAAAGGCUCGUCUGUACGCCACCAACAAUGUGGCGUUUCCUCCAGAGGUUUCGUCGCUGUUCCAUCCUCGCUUGACCACCAUCUUCCAACAGUUGGAUGCCAUCGCGCCCAGGUUCACCACCAAAGGCUCCAACAUUGAGGUCUUGACGAAUCCAACUGACUUCUAUGCCAAGUUGAAACAAAAAAUCUUGAACGCUCAGUCGAAAGUGUUUCUCAGCUCUUUGUACGUGGGGAAGGGCCAGGUGGAGCUUGUCGAGACGCUUUCAGAGGCGUUGGCGAAAAACGAAGAGUUGAAAGUGUACAUCUUGACCGACGCUCUACGCGGCACUCGUGAAGCUCCCAACAACCCGUCCUCUGCAUCUUUGCUUGUUACGCUCGUGGAAAAGUACGGCAAACACAGAGUCGACAUUAGAAUGUACCACACCCCUCACUUGAGUGGUUUCAAGAAGAAUUUGGCUCCGAAACGUGUCAACGAGAGCUUCGGCCUCCAGCAUAUGAAGCUCUAUGGUUUUGACAAUGAGGUGAUGCUUUCUGGGGCCAACUUGUCCCAAGAUUACUUCACUGACCGUCAGGACAGAUACUAUUUGUUCAAGGAUGCUGCCAUAACUGACUAUUAUUUCAAAAUCCAUAAAGCCGUGGCCAGUCUUUCUUAUCAGCUCUUGACAACUGCGAAGCCUCAUAAACAUCAGACUUUCCGUUUGUCGUGGCCAACUUCAAACAAGUCGUGCGAGCCAGAUAUAAACUUCCACCGCUUUAUUUCCGACUCAUCUCAUUUGCUCGAGCCCUUGUUGAAGCAGCACCAACUCAAUGACUUUGAGCAGUAUACUGAUACGGACGAUUUCGACACCAUUGUUUACCCUGUUUCUCAAUUCACUCCUUUAUUUCAUGCUCAGAACGACGCUUCAACCGAGAAACCAGCUAUUUUGCGUCUUUUGACAUUUUUAGAUUCAUCAAAAAUCAAGUGGUGGUUCACAGCGGGGUACUUCAACAUGCUUCCGCAAAUUCAAGACAAGUUGUGCAACGGUAAAGCAGCAGGCACCGUGAUUACAGCAUCUGCCAAGGCAAAUUCAUUCUACAAAUCCCCCGGUGUUUCUUAUUACAUCCCGGAGGCGUAUUUAUUGAUCGCAAAAAAGUUCUUGGAGGAGCUCAAGCGCAGAGAAAAAGACGAACUCAUCAAAUUAUAUGAAUGGCAAAAUGGUGUCGUAAACACUCCUGGUGGCUGGUCAUAUCAUGCCAAGGGAUUGUGGAUUACAGUUCCAGAAGAAGAUGAACCUUGCAUCACCGUCAUCGGAUCUUCCAACUUCACCAAACGUGCAUAUUCGUUAGAUUUAGAGACAAAUGCAAUUGUCAUCACCAAGGAUGAAGACUUGAAGCAUCGUAUGCGGUCAGAAAUUGAUAAUUUAAUGUUGCACGCUCAUCGCUUGCAGCUCGAAGACUUUAAACCCAAGUUGAAACAACCUACGGAAAAACAAGAAGAGAAGCUCGAUGCUCAAGGAAACCCCAUUACACCUCUUGAGGUGUAUGAGGUUGGCGAGGACCGUAAGAUUAGUUACGGUGUUCACUUGGCAUUGAAAUUCUUUGGAGGGAAACUCUGA
Candidozyma auris is the source of this 1680-nucleotide messenger RNA. It is a transcript of the gene PEL1, whose product is annotated as CDP-diacylglycerol--glycerol-3-phosphate 3-phosphatidyltransferase. Gene Ontology annotation, molecular function: CDP-diacylglycerol-glycerol-3-phosphate 3-phosphatidyltransferase activity. Gene Ontology annotation, cellular component: mitochondrion. The record is from RefSeq and is a predicted model, not a curated record. Lineage: Eukaryota; Fungi; Ascomycota; Pichiomycetes; Serinales; Metschnikowiaceae. The transcript has a single exon. Gene Ontology annotation, biological process: cardiolipin biosynthetic process. Bases 1 to 1680 code for a protein of 559 amino acids.